AUGCCAGGCUCCCUGAGUGUAACUUUGGCUAAUUCAUUCUCAAUUUUACAUGCUAUACGACAGAUUGAUGAAAAUUUAAAGCGGGAAAUUAUUAACCACAGAUCUCUGAGGCAUCCCAACAUUUUCCAGUGUAAAGAGGCACGAUACUUCUUCCAGCAACGCAUAUCCGGGGUCAGCUACUGUCGUGCUAUGUCCUCAGUGCUGCAUUCGCAACCGAAGUCAACAGUUGGUACUCCUGCAUAUAUCGCUCCAGAACUGUUACUAAAGAGAGAGUAUGAUGGCAAGAUUGCAGAUGUUUGGUCUUGCGGUGUAAUGUUAUACGUUAUGUUGGUGGGCGCUUUCCCAUUUGAGGACCCUCAGGAACCCAAAACUUCCGUAAGACGAUACAGAUCCGGUUUCGAAGCCAUGGUGUUCGAUGUAAUGACUGAGAAAGAACUCGAACCUGAAGUUGCUGUAAUCUUCUACCAAUUGCCUGCAUCUCCUGCAUUCUUCUCUCUUAUCCAAGAUUUUCUGAAGAACCUCCCGGCAGACGUUCCAGGAGCCAAUCAACGGAUGCAGAAUGAUGCAGAAAUCAUGGAGAUAAUUUCUGAGGCUACUGUCCCGGCAGCCGGGACUAACAGUCUAAAUCAGCAUUUUCUUGGUGAACCAAGCUAUAGCCUGGACAUUGACGACGACAUAGAGGAAGAUCUCGAGAGUGAUCCUUAUCUUGAUAUUGAUAGCAGCGGAGAAAUCAUCUAUGCGAUGUGA
This is a messenger RNA of Fraxinus pennsylvanica, 747 nucleotides long. The record is from the annotation of a GenBank genome assembly. NCBI's taxonomy places the organism in Eukaryota, Viridiplantae, Streptophyta, Magnoliopsida, Lamiales, Oleaceae.